Molecule: messenger RNA, 378 nt
Organism: Eimeria necatrix
Lineage: Eukaryota; Apicomplexa; Conoidasida; Eucoccidiorida; Eimeriidae
Exons: 3
Coding region: 1-378 (125 amino acids)
Source: RefSeq, a predicted model, not a curated record
AUGCAGCAGCGCGAAGUCCUGCAGCAGCAGCAGCAGCAGCAGCAGCAGCAGCAGCAGCAGCAGCAGCAGCAGCAGCGGUGGUGGUGUCGGGACCAGCAGCAACAGCGCAAGUGGUCGCAGCAGCAACAGCAGCAGCAGCAGCAGCAGCAGCAGCGGCAACAGCAGCAAAAGCAGCAACAGCAGCAGCAGGACAAGCAUGAGGGCGGCGCUGCUGGAGCUGCUGCAGCUGCUGCAGCUGCUGCAGCAGCAGCGCGUUGCGCUGCGGUGCUGCAGCAGCAGCAGCAGCGCAGCAGCGACAAGCAGACAGCAGCAGCAGCGCGGGCCAGAGAGGCAGCAAAGAAGGCGCAGCAGCAGCAAAUGGUAUUUGUCUUUAAUUAA